Diorhabda sublineata is the source of this 530-nucleotide messenger RNA. RefSeq names its product trafficking protein particle complex subunit 6b (gene Trs33). Bases 54 to 530 code for a protein of 158 amino acids. Gene Ontology annotation, biological process: regulation of GTPase activity; endoplasmic reticulum to Golgi vesicle-mediated transport. The record is from RefSeq and is a predicted model, not a curated record. Gene Ontology annotation, cellular component: trans-Golgi network; cis-Golgi network; TRAPP complex. NCBI's taxonomy places the organism in Eukaryota, Metazoa, Arthropoda, Insecta, Coleoptera, Chrysomelidae. The transcript has 3 exons.
GACAUUGACAUGUAAAUAGUAAAGCAAAAUACAUAAGAAAUAAUUUUAAAACUAUGGCAGAAGAAAAUUUGUUUGAUUUUCUUCAUAAUGAAAUUGUUAAUUAUGUUUUAGACGGUAAUAAUAAACAAAAUGAAGGGAAGGAGGAAGAUUUGUCUGUUCUUGAAUACAUUGGAUUUUCGACAGGAUAUCGUAUUAUUGAGAGACUUACCAAGGAAAUGCCUAGAUUUAAAGACGAACUGGAUACUAUGAAAUUUGUUUGUACAGAUUUUUGGAGUGCGCUAUAUAAAAAACAAAUAGAUAAUCUUAGAACUAACCAUCAAGGAAUCUAUGUAUUGCAAGAUAACAGUUUCAGGUUUCUAACUAAACUUUCCAAUGGUAAGCAAUAUUUGGACGCUGCUCCCAGAUAUGUCGCCUUCACUUGUGGCGUAAUUAGAGGAUGUUUAGCUAAUUUAAAUAUUAUGUGUCUAGUUACGGCCGAAGUACAAAAUAUGCCUUCUUGUAAAUUCCACAUACAAGUUCAAAGAACUUGA